This is a messenger RNA of Thlaspi arvense, 1944 nucleotides long. The record is from the annotation of a GenBank genome assembly. NCBI's taxonomy places the organism in Eukaryota, Viridiplantae, Streptophyta, Magnoliopsida, Brassicales, Brassicaceae.
AUGGAGAAGAAGAGAUCACCAAGAAGCAGCAAGAGUCCUGGCACUGCAAUUUUCCCUAAAAGCCCUCUUGUCUACGAGAGUUAUAAGUCCGGUUGUGGUUGGAAACUGAUAAACUUCUUCGAUUUCAGACAUGUCAAAUCUGGUAAUAAGAGACUGAGUUCUGAGAAGAAAUUCGUCAGAGAUUCUGCUGGUAAUGUUUAUACUAAAAGCCAGCUUGAUUUGCUCAAGAGGCUUCAUGAGAAAUGUCAGUGUAAUGAUCGGAUUGUGGAAGGAGAGAACUCAUGUAAGCCUAAAACGAGGAGAAGAUCUUUUAGUUCUGAAAGAGAAGAUGAGAACUCUGAAUCAAAACCUGUUCAGGGAUUAUCAGAGAGAGAGGUUAAGAGGAUUAAAAAUGUAAAGGAGGAAACUUGCGAUAUCCCGGAUAAGCUAAAGCAGUCUUCCUUGAGUGAGACUGAGAAGACAAAUGAUAAGGAUAAGCAAAUGGAUCUGAAGAAUAGGAGAGAUUGCAAGAAGAGCUCAGAGAUUAACCUUCAAGUUUGUGUGAAUGAAGCCGCUGAAAGAUUAAUCUGUCCGAAGGCAGAGGAGAAAGGAAAAGACCGGUCUAAGCAGUUCAUGGAAGCGUUAGACAUUCUAAGUUCGAACAAGGAAUUGUUUAUUACACUCUUACAAGAUCCUAACUCUUUCUCGGCGAAAAGAGGCCAAGACUUGGAGAGAUCUAAGGUCAAAGAACCACGAGACACAUCUGUUUCACUGGCUGAUGAUUUGGAUAAAGUUGUUCUCUUGAAGCCUAGAUUGUCAAGCUCGGUUGACGAUAGAGUGUACUUGAGAUUCAAACAUCUAGCCAAGAAGUUGAAGCUUGUUGUUGGAUCUAACAAAGACAGCAUCCAAGUAGAAGCUAAACCUGAAUGUAGAGGUAAAGCCAGAGAAACCGAGGCUGCUGCUUUUAGAACAAGUGAUGUUUCGACCAGUACAGUUGGCUAUAGAAGCCCGGAGUCACCGGUGUUUAGGCGCAAGAAACGGGUUGAAUCUGAUGUCUUCAAGCUAAGCAUCGAGAAUGAUGUUUUGCCAAGGAGAUUCAUGGUGGAAAGGCAACAGGAGAGAUCGAAUUCUUCACCGGUUUAUGAAGUUCCUAAUGCAUUGAGUAACUUGCAGACAAAACUCAAGGAGAGAAGACAGAGGCUUGAGAAGAGAAGAGAGAGCUUCAAGUUGUGGUCUAAGGACAAGAACUUCGAUGUUUUUGACCCGAAUCCGCACAACUCUAAUCUAAGGUCUCUCGACGACAAUUGUACAGGUUCUACUGAGUACAGAAGUCUGAGAGCUCAUGUAGAAGACGGAUUUGAGGAAGAUAGAUCUCUCGAUAGCUCAUUUGCGGAGUCGAGUUCGAGUCUCGAAAGAAUCGUUCAUGACCCGAAACAGGAGCAGGAGCAACCGAGCCCUGUCUCUGUUCUAGAGAGGAUUCAUUUGGAAGACGAAACAAGAGUUCUUGAAGCUUCAAGAUUGGAUUGGACUAAUCUUAUGGCGAGAUGCAACGAAGAAACAUCGCUACUCGACGAAUUCUCACACGGCAAUCACAACAACGAUCAUCUUCUUCUUGUUCUUGAUUACACCGACGAGAUUCUCCGCGAGAUUUACCGUCAAGACAUCAAGUUUUGGCCUUUCACGCCAUCUAAGAGCUCGAGAGUCGUGAAUCUACCACCUUCCUUAAGAGAAGAAGAUCUGAUUCACGAGACGAUAAGUCGUUUCGAGUGGAGUUUACUCUGCUGUGACUCUGCCCCAAGAACAUUGGAUCAGAUCAUUGAGACUGAUCUGGCAAAGCCAUGUCUUUGGUCGGAUUUUGGUGGUGAAUCUGAAGGUGUUGUGUCUGAGAUUGUGGAAAAGAUUCUGCAACAAUUGGUGCUCGAGAUCUCUCCUGAGCUCAGAACAAUGCAGAUGAGGAUAUGUUGA